Molecule: messenger RNA, 2639 nt
Organism: Priapulus caudatus
Lineage: Eukaryota; Metazoa; Priapulida; Priapulimorpha; Priapulimorphida; Priapulidae
Exons: 4
Coding region: 414-1559 (381 amino acids)
Source: RefSeq, a predicted model, not a curated record
UCUAUGCGGUUAAUUUCUUGCUCUCGUGCAUGGGAAUCUAACCGGUAGUUUCAAUAUACUCACUCGUAGCAUUUCCCGAACCAAGGUUUUUGAGAACAUGCUCCGGCCAGAGCGUGGUGAAUGAAUCAUACGUCAAGAAGCGCAAAACUACUAACGAUUCCAAGACUUACGGUUCGGUAAUAGCGAGUGGAGGAAAAUUAUGGAACUGCUAGCGCUUCAGAGACAUAACUUGACCAUGACGAGUCAGGGUGACACCACACUAAUCGAGUGGCAUCGCUAGCUAGUUUAGAAUCGGUGCAUCAUCUUUCGCUGAGACGGACAUAGGAAACUAAAACUGCGACUAAAAUCGUGUGUUGCAGCGAGAGCAGCAGCAGCAGCAGCAGCAGCAGCAGCGAGGCAGUGCCAUCAGCAGCAUGGGUUCGAUCAUGUGCUGCGCUAGCAGUGAGGAGGAUCACAUCAAAGCAAAUCUGCAGAGACCGAACGCCGAGUACGACUCGAUAGCGACGUGGAACAACGAGACGGCCUGCAGCACGACGUUGGCGGUACCGGACAGUAGCACUCACAACAACAGCCACACACCGCGGAGCGCCGUGGUCGUAGUCGUGUCCGAGCCGAGCAGUGAUGAGUCGACGCAGGCAAACGGCGACGUAAAGAUGAACUCUGGCGCCGCUGCCGCAGCCACGGCGCCGCUGGCCAGCCCAGACUCUGCCAACAGUUUAAAGUCCGUGGAGGACUCAGGCAGAGAGUAUGCCAAACCCUCAGAUAACUGUGACAGAUUGCCAUCUAUCGAGCAGUCCCCACAGAAGAAGGUUGGAGGAAACCAAUCGACCGCAGGGCGCACCGAGUGCAAAAGCAGGAAUGUCGACGAGCCGGAUGUCCGCUCCGAUGAUGUGAACGCCGCGCGGUCACGUGGUAUCGUUGCCAGGGAUGACACACUGACCAGCGUCACUGGCCAGAUGACGUUCCAGAGCUCAUUCGGCGAUGACGCGGCGACGCUGUGCGACGAGGCAGACGCAGAUAAUGACGCUGACGUGUCCCUCCGCGCCGACAACUUCGAGUUGACGAUUACGGACGAUGUUGACGCAACGAUGGCGACCGACGACGAUGACGAUGCCGACUCCGGGAUGAACUUCACCGUGAGCAAGAACUACGCGCAGCAGGGCGAGGACGAUGGCGAUGACGAUGAGCGUCGGCUGGACGAUAUCAGCGACUACUCGCCGACGUACCCGACGUUCGGCAACCAGACCGAGUACAUGCCUGGCUUCCACAGCUACUGCUACGCGCAUGCCUACCACGACCGCGCCGCGUCGCCCCACCUCGCCGUUGAGUGGCGCCACCAGGCCCAGUCGGAUACGCAGCUGGCACGGCGGUGUCGGGACGGCGAGAGAGAGGAGGCGGGAGCGGGGGGUCGGCACAUGCACCGCACGCGGGAGGUCGAGAGAUUGCCGGCAUUACCCGACGACAUCUCGCCGUACGAGGCCGAGGAAGGGGAAAGGUCGAUAGCAGCGGCUGUCGCCGCCGACGCAGCGAGGGCGUGCCAGCGCGCCUCGGAAUCCUGAACUGUGAUAGUGCGUGUCGGCCAUGUUGAUAUUGCGUCAGAGAAGUCGAUACCGCGUCGGAAACGUUAAUAUUGCGUCGGAGACGUCGGCAUUUCCCCUCGGCACAUUUAGUACUGCGUCGGGCGUAUAAGUACUGCGUUUGAAACGUUUGUGCUGCGUCGGCAAUUUUAGUACUGCAUCAGCAAUGUUUAUUCUACGUCAGAAAUACAGGUACUGCGACAGCUGUAUAACGAGAUUGCGCCGGCAGAUGGCACGUUUACGUUCAUAUCGGUACUGCGACAGCCAUAUUUGUACCACAUCACGAUGUUUGACACUCAAUUGUUUGAGGUUUAGUAAGCAUAGAGGUUGGUGGGCAUUUGCCGAGAACACGAAACUCAACAAUGCUCUCGUCCUUGCCACAGGAAGACACCAGAGUGUGCAUACCCAUGAGUGUGGCGUUGUUAUCGCCAGAUGGCGAUACAUGUAUUUAGUGGACGAAUAUUGGAGCCGGUCAGCUGAUUUUGCGUGGAUUUUACGAUGUCAGAAUGGAGAGCUGCGAACAGCUUGGAGCAAAUGAGGCAGAGGAAUGUAUAUAAAGUGUUUACCCACAGUGAUAUAACGCUUUAAGGCGAUGGAAUGUAAUAUAAAUCGGAAUGGCAUACAUUUUAUCUGUUUAUGUCAGAAAACGUGACAGUCGGUUGUUAUAGGGUUGUGUCAUAAAACCGAGUUAAUCAAAUGUUUAACGUUGCGUAACUUUUACGGCGCUACACGAAACACGCAUCUAGGUAAACGAUUGUCGUUAAGGGAGUAAGAAUUAAACUGGAUCUGGAAUAGACUUCUUCGUCGAAAUUGUAAUGGCUGCAUGCCUAUGCCUGCUUGCCUGCCUCGCUAAUUCGACAUUAUUUUAUAAGAUUCGUGGCAAGCUAGUUUUGAAAAGAUAAUAAACGGUUUGAUGAGUUUUAAAGAUUACAAACAAUUUCGGGAUUUCAACUGAGUUUAACACGCGCAUGCGCAGUCGCGGUCCGUGUUUGCGUUCCGUUCCAAUAACAGUGUUUGCACGCUGAAUAAAUGCGCUCUUGCGUGAAUCACACCGGGAUGUUA